This is a messenger RNA of Lotus japonicus, 600 nucleotides long. RefSeq names its product NAC domain-containing protein 83-like. Bases 1 to 600 code for a protein of 199 amino acids. Gene Ontology annotation, biological process: regulation of DNA-templated transcription. The record is from RefSeq and is a predicted model, not a curated record. Gene Ontology annotation, molecular function: DNA binding. The transcript has 3 exons. NCBI's taxonomy places the organism in Eukaryota, Viridiplantae, Streptophyta, Magnoliopsida, Fabales, Fabaceae.
AUGACUUACGAGGACAAGGAUGGAGCUAUUAGGUUGCUACCUGGGUAUAGAUUUGAUCCCAUUGAUGAAGUUCUUGUGGAUUUCUACCUGAAGAGGAGGGUCUUUUCUCAACCUCUUCCUGUUGAAAUCAUUCCAAAUUUUGAUGUGUUUCAGACUGAGCCAUGGGGUCUGCCAGGAGGAGAUGGAAAGAUUUUUAAUGGGCGUAAGUGCUUCUUCCAUAACACCAUGGGUCGUGACCUUCAAAACCUUGAUAUGAGAGUUGUUGGGAAUGGCCAGUGGAGAGUUAUAGAAAAAGGGAAAGAUGUUUCUAUCCCUACAAACAAUGAGGUGAUUGGGAAGAGAAACACCCUUAAUUUUUGGGAAGUGCAAGGAGAUUAUGCUAGGAAGACCAAAUGGGUGAUGCAUGAGUUUCGUCUUGCGUUAAUAACUAACCCAUCUAAGAUGGCAAACUGGGCUGUGUACCGCAUCUUUCAGAUUAAGGAUGCAAAGAAUGUGAAGAAUGAAAAAAUGGGAUAUAAUGGGAAAAACACCAGUGAUGGGAGUGUUGAAGUCUCUAAUUUUAGUGCUGAGAGUGGAAGUUUUUCAAGCCCUCACCAAUGA